Messenger RNA from Parastagonospora nodorum SN15, 1458 nucleotides. RefSeq lists its product as hypothetical. The coding region runs from base 1 to 1458 and encodes 485 amino acids. The record is from RefSeq and is a predicted model, not a curated record. NCBI's taxonomy places the organism in Eukaryota, Fungi, Ascomycota, Dothideomycetes, Pleosporales, Phaeosphaeriaceae. The transcript has 4 exons.
AUGACUGACGAAUUGUACUCGGAAGAAGAUUUCUGUCCAGGAAGUCCCGGUCUCAUACAAGUCUAUCCAAAAGCGGCCCCUUCACCGUCGCCAGAGCCUGUGGUCACCAAAGUCCUCCAUCCGCCAGUUAGUUCUCCUUCCAGACGACAGAAGAAGGCUAAUCGACGCAAGACGCGGCCGACGCAGGGCGACUGGGUUUUGAUCCGGGAAAUGGCACCGAAUCAGCCCGACAUUGCCCAACAAGUCAGUCAGCACGCUCUUAAUUCUGACACGGAAUCGUCUGGUCAAGAAGACGAAGGCAUGGAAGAUCAAUCUCCGAACACGACCGCGCCUUCUUCGGCUACUCAUGUCAGUCCGGUACCACGAUCGGGUACGCAGCCUUUCAGCAUGCUGCAGCCGGCCAAAGGCACAUUCGCUGCGCCUGGCCAACCGACUGCAACUUCUACCCAUAGAGACUCGGUGCUAGAAGAAGACAUUAAGAAAAGUCCUUUCUUGUCAGACAGGCGUACUUCAGAGAUAUCUCAUGCGGGCUCACUACCGAAUGGUAUGCGGCAUAUCUCUAGUGACGGAAAGUCUAUGACUGGAGUCGCCUUCGCGAUACAUUCACCCUCGCCCGCCGCCGAUGUAACGAAUCAGCGCAGAAAUUCCUCUGCAAUACACGAUGAGCUGUCUACUGGUCUUCAUCAAUUGCAAAUUCCCCAAUCGGAGAACAGACUCCCUAGCAUUCAGCCUCAGACGCCUUUGAAUGAUGCUCCCUCGCCAGCUGGAUCACAAUCUCUGCCCCCGAUUUCACUCAUGGUUGGAGACCUUGCACGCUCACAUGCACACACGCCCGUAUCUCCAUUCCCGCUCAGCGCAUCUUCUCCCAUGAGCGCAAACAGCGACGCACAACGCGGCGACAUGUUCUUGCGCUCAGGAGGCGGUAGCGUCUUUGGCGUCGACAACAGACGCCCAUCCCAAGCAUCAGAAACCGGGAGAUAUCCUCAAAGGCUAGAUUCGACUUCAAACAGUGAAGGAUACCAGAGCUCAGACGGUCCAAGUCCGGGCAGUCAGCAGACGCCGAUUGAGCAGCGGCCGCGACAUAUGAGCCUAGACGGUACUUUGGCUGCUUCUGGCGCGAUCAUUUUGCCGCCGCCGAAUGGUUCGGGAAUGCAGUCGAUGGGCCAGCAUAGUCUGGGGACGUUUCGGUGCGAUUAUCCCGGGUGCAAUGCGUUGCCGUUUCAGACGCAGUAUUUGCUGAACCAAAAUCGACCACACUACUGCCCGGUCCAAGGUUGCCCGCGCUCCGAAGGCGGCAAGGGCUUCAAGCGCAAAAACGAAAUGAUUCGCCAUGGCCUCGUGCAUCAGUCGCCCGGUUAUGUGUGUCCGUUCUGCCCGGAUCGCGAACACAAGUAUCCGAGACCGGAUAAUCUGCAGAGGCGGGAGUCGGGGGCGCAGGAGACGGGUGAGCGUCGCUGA